Molecule: messenger RNA, 2873 nt
Organism: Cornus florida
Lineage: Eukaryota; Viridiplantae; Streptophyta; Magnoliopsida; Cornales; Cornaceae
Exons: 4
Coding region: 143-475 (110 amino acids)
Source: RefSeq, a predicted model, not a curated record
CUUCAAGGACUAUAUUAUAAUAUCAAGUAUAAUUUUGCCAGUAGUGUAUCAAUCCAUCAUUGAAAAACGUAAGGAAAUCGUUGACAAACGUAAGGAUGUAAUUGAGAAUUACAGUGCGAAGUUUGGUUUAUUCCUUCAAACCAUGGGAAUAAUUGAGCAGCAAAGAUCUAGGGAUGUAAUGGAGGAAUUCCUGGAAGAAAGGGAUAAAAGUGGUUAUAAGAAGGCAGAAGCCGCAGAACUGGAUGAGUAUCACCAAAUUCUGCAGUUAUUCUUGAAGGGAUUGAAGGCUAGGCCUGAAGAAAGCGAUCCUUUAAAUCUGGAAAGCGAUAAAGUCAUUCGCGAAUUGGUAGAAACGCUCUUGGACGCUGUGGAGCCAAAGGACAUAGCAGCAGCUAAGAAGAGGGCAGAGCAUGAGAAAGCUCUGGACGACUGCAAGAAGAAAUUGAAUGAUAAUGGAGAAGGAAAGCCCAAGUAAUGUGAGAAAUCAUGUGCUGAUGACCAAGAAUUUAACUCUUAGGUAUGACUAGUUUUGUUCAGAUUCAUUUAAAGUUGUCUGAUUGUCUCUGAUUUAGGUAUAUGUUAGUGUCUGAAGUUAGUUUGGUCUGUUCAUAUUUAAUAUCUUAUGUUUGUUUGAAUCCAACUCUCUUGAUAGGAAAGGAUAUUAUAUAGAUUUGAGUGGGGGUAAAUUGGGAACACAAAAAGGGUAGUUUGGGCAUAUGGAUGGUUUGAACUUUUGAGUCAAAUUUUCAUAGUACCAUAAGAGAUAGCACUAUAUUCUUCAUGGAGGCCAAAAUCAUCUGUCCUGAAUUUUUUGGUGUUGUAAUGAUUUUCAACAUCAUUACUUACAAAAACAGAUUUAAUGUCUUCGGAUUACAAGAGAUGGUUUUGCCUUAUGAUAUGACUGUCUUUAUGGAAAUUUAUUUUUAUUUUUUAUUAUUUUUUUUUUUUCACAAUUAGUGUCUCUAUGCACCUAUAUUAAGUAAAUUUAAAUUAAUUGAUAAGUAUUUUUUUUAUUUUAUGAAAAUCAAAUUGAGAAUGUUAAUUUAGAAUAAGGAUUAAAUUACACAAAGCAUCCCUUAAAUUUUCAUCAUUUAUUGGUCAACUAUCCUUAAUCAUUGACUAUACACAUUGACCUAUUGACCUCCAUUUUUUGAGUUGAGCUUAAAAUCAGUUUGUUCUAUUAAAAUAAAAUAAAAAACUAGACAAAACUAGCCUUCUUGUUUUGAGAAGACCAAAUUGUCCAUUCAUGUCAACUAAAAUUACACCUUCACCCAUGAAUAUUAAUGUGGUCAUUGUCCUCUCGGUCUCUCAUUACAUCUCUAUCGAAUUUAUUCAUCAAGGAGAAGGCCUGUUACUGGAUCACAUACAAGCACAUCGCAAACUAGUCAUGUUAGGCGGUGGCGUGCGUUUGGGACUACGUUUGGUUGUGAUUACUAAUUUUUUGAUUAGCUCAUUCGUUUCAAAUAGUUUCUAAGUGUUUUUUUAUUUAUUUAUUUUAUUUUUUUAUAACAGAUACCCAAAAUCAAAUAUGGCAAAUAAGUGCUUCUGCAUGUGUUUGUUGUAUUAUAUGUAUGUAUGUAUAAGAGAAGAAAGAAAGAGAAAGAAGAGGGGCAAACACGUAACUUAAAUAUACCAACUCCCCUUCCAGAUUCUUUUUUUUAAACCAACGAUUUUGUGCAACAAGGUCAUAUGAGUAAAUUCAUUUUCAUCCACCAAAAGUUAACUAGUCAACAUAGGACUUUCUGUUAUAUCUUGUCUACUUCUAUAAUAGUGUUCCAGAUGAAAAUGUCCGAGUGAAGAGAGAGACAGGAGUUUUUUCGUUUAUAUAAAGUGAGAUCUUGUUUUGUACACGUGGCACUUAAACAUUACAAGCCUCCGUGUCGGUUGGUCUUCAGUUGAUUUCUGUACGAUAAAGAUAGUACUAAAUUCACCAAUCACAAAAGUCUCUUUUUCUGUGAUUAUAUUAUUGCCUGCUGGUGGGCUUUUGCUAUAUACAUGACUUCUACAAUAGCUUACCCUAAUCUAAUCUACAUAUUUUAAAAGAGUAAAUGAUAUUUAUAUUGAAUAUUUAUAUUGAAUUGUCUAAUCGAAUAAUUUUUAAUUAAUUAUUUAUAUUAAAUAUAAUUAAGUGAAGAUAACAGGUCUACCAAUUCAGUAUAACUAUUCGGUGUAAGAAUCAUUUUUCAUUUUACAUUUUGUUGAAAGAGAUAGAUUCUAUAUGGACCGAAUUCUCCCUCCGUCAUUUCAUCAUUUGUUGUCCUGAUAUUACAUUACAUUUUUUACACAGCAAUUCAUAUUACUUAUGAGCUAUGUUAGAACUUUACAUGAAAUUAUUAAGUGGUCCACAACCAUUUCAUCAUGCCAUUAUCACGAAAUGUGUCUGUUUUUAUACCGCUUGUUGGUGACAUAACAUGUUUUUGAUUGAUUGGGAUCACCGAACUAUUUAAAUUUAAAUUUUUAUCCAACUUUGCAUCAUUUAUACAGCAACAAUAAAAUUUUCAUAUAAUGUGUUCCACUAGCAAUGUGUAAGGUACACAGAAUUCCCUCUACAUCUGGGCUACCUCUACAGCUGGGCUAUGUUAAACCAUAAUUUGACUCGGACUCUCUCCAAUUAUAUGAUUGGAAUUAAAAAUAUUUUCAAUUUUUAUCCCCAAUCCUUUGUAUUAAGAUUAUUAUGGUAAAUGCAAAUAAUAUUGAAAUCAUUUUAUCUUUUGAAAUUAAAAGAGAAUGUAUGAAUUAAGGUUCUUCAAAGGUUCAACAAUCGGGUAUAAUUCAGUGGUCUAAUUGGUAAAGCGCCUACCUCCUCAAACGGGUGUUCCCGUAUUCGACCCACCUAAUUUGCCAAGGAAAAAAAAAAAAAAAAAAUUCAAAAA